Messenger RNA from Spodoptera frugiperda (fall armyworm), 5335 nucleotides. It is a transcript of the gene Drp, whose product is annotated as death-associated protein 1. The coding region runs from base 155 to 463 and encodes 102 amino acids. Gene Ontology annotation, biological process: negative regulation of autophagy; cellular response to amino acid starvation; apoptotic signaling pathway. The record is from RefSeq and is a predicted model, not a curated record. Lineage: Eukaryota; Metazoa; Arthropoda; Insecta; Lepidoptera; Noctuidae. Gene Ontology annotation, molecular function: death domain binding. The transcript is spliced from 2 exons.
CAUUUUGACAUUUCGCCCAUUGCUAUCGAAAAGUACGUGCCGUGUCAUCGAAUCGUAAUUACACGUCGUAUUUUUGGUACAAUAUUACCUAUAACUGAGUAGUGUAGCGUUGGCAUCUUUUAUUAAAUACAAUCGUAAUAAUAUCGCUUGAAUCAUGUCGUCCACUGAAGAAACUUCCCAACUUAAGGCUGGCCAUCCCCCGGCAGUCAAAGCCGGAGGCAUGAGAAUUACCCAGCACAAGAGUCCACAUAGCAAGGACAGCAGCAAGGAGCCAGCCAACGAGGACCUGACCGGUCUAUCCGGCCCUUCACCCGUGCCUUCUAACCCAGUCUCCAUCUCCGGAGCACCGAAUAGAGGUAAUGCGGACUUCACACCAGAAGCCGCACAAGUGGCUCACAGUCCUAAGCCACCAGUGCACGUCAAUUUUAAACCGCAAACAAAUAUCCAACAGCCCCGAAAAUAGAUCAUAUCGUUAAAAGUAUUAAGGUUAGAUAGAUCCGCAGGUAACGGAGAUAUUCAAUGUUUAAUAUAACGCAAUAAUUUUCAAUCACUACUUGAUUACUGCCUUAGAUUUUAAACGGAAUAGUACAGUUAUUAAAUAUUGACAAUAUAAAACGCAUGUUGUUUAAAAAAAAUAGAUAAAAUAAAUUUGUUAAAAUGUUAAUGUGAAUUGUUUACAAAUUAAAAUAUUCUGCCUCGUUUAAUUAACUAAUUUUCAAGUGAUUUCAUAUUGAUAAAUGUAUGUUAUGCAAUAAGAAUAUUUCUGUUUGUUUAUCUAUCUGCCUUGAUAACUUUAUCAAACUGUUUACAUUAGGUACUGGACAUUUCGGUGUAGAUGCAGACACUACUGUAGUGAUAAAUAAAUAUAUCGUCACCUUGAUAAUAUUGGUAGCCUAAUUUGGUAGCAGCUACUCUUGGUUACUUAGUAACGACAAAAAUAUACACACACAAAAAAUAUUUUAAUCGGGAUUGACUUUAAGCUUUCUCUAAAAACAUAGAUCUAUUUCGUCAUAGCUAAACAACUGUUCAAACAUAAACAUUCCAUUUCAAAAUUAUUUCUAUUCAUUUUGUUCAAAUACCUAAUGUAAACAAAACUAAACAUAUGGUUCUAACUUCGCGCCAUUCCGACUCAAAACAACAUAUUAAAAGUAUUGCCAGCAUCAAAAUAUCAUAUCAUUGAAUGUUGCCAAGUUAUAACCAUAUAAACCUUAGUGAUUAGAUUGAUUGAAGAAAUAUUUUGUAUUAAAAAAAAAACAUGUUAUUGAUGAGAAAAAAUCUUGUGAUUAUACCAAUCUAAUUGCUAAGGAAAUAAUAACUGGACUUCUAAGAUUAAAAUCAUUAUAGCUAAUAAAUGCGUAUUAUAAUUAUAAAAUAGUUUUAAUGCAUUUAUUGACUGACUGGUUUUCUGUCUAGAAAUUAUUUACACUGAAAACGAUACAAUUUUAAAAAUAAUACAACUUUAUUGACAUUUUAUUUGAUUACGAAAUAUUUUGUGGUGCCACGUUUUGAUUAAGCAAAUUAUUAUGUUAUUAGCUGUAACUCAUGAAUAUGAGCUUCUAGCAUGGCUUGAAACUAGUCGAGUUCCUCGUCAAACAGUUAUGUGAGUAAGCUGAUAACAUAAUAAUUAGUUUAGUAUGUCUCACGAAAGUUAUAAUAAAACAAAUUAUGUUUGAAGAUCCAUGACAAUGGCAGAAUAGUUAACUACUAAAUAGUGGAGACUCACUUGCUAUCAGCAAAAAGAAAUUCCUUCACAUAUUUAAUAUCCUUGUGUCUAUCGGAUCUACUACUACUAGUUUAACAUUUCUUUUACAACUUUAUACCUAAAAAACUGUUUCUCUAAUAAUCAUAAGAUUGAUUUUACUACCACCAAUAUAUUUCUGUCAAUUUUCAAACAUAGUUUGCUCAUCCAUAUCAAUUGAUGUUAAUUAAUGUUGUAUAAAAGUAAUAUUCCUCGUAAUUUGACUGUUUUAAAGUGUGUUACUGUACUUAGAUAUGUGGUUGGUGGUCAUACUACACAUUCAUUUGCACUAAAAGAUAAUAAAACUACAUUGUUCCUCAUUUGUUGAUAAUGUGUGUCAAAAUGUGGUUUUAUGAAUUGAGCAACAGAUUAUAUUGGCUUUUUUAUUUUAUUUUAUUAAGUUUCGAUAAAUAGUAUUUCAAAUGACUGAUAUAGUAAAAUUACAGUCACUUGUAGAAUAACAGUGAUUUAAGUACAUUUAAAAAUAUUACUUCUAUAAGUAUGAACACCAACCAUUGAAUUAGAAAUUAGAAUAUAAAAAAGUGUAUAAUGUGCGGAAUAAUAUUAUAUAUAAUUAUAUAUAACUAGUUAGUUCAGUAUAAAGAUAACCAGUGUUGAAUAUAAUAAAAUAUUUAAUGAUAUAUGGUCCAUUACAGUUUGCACAAAUAUGUUUUAAAGCUUUUCUCUAAGACUGCUUAUUUCUUUUGCUUUAUUUCGAUUAUAUUUUUCAAAAUUUUAUUCUAUUUUUGCUCGCUAAAGUUUUUAAAAUUAUUUAUUAAGUUGGUUUUAUAACCCUGGCGAUACAGGGAUUAAAAAAUUACGGAAUUUAUUUUUGGUUGUUAUAAAAUUUGAAAAUAUUUUGAUUGAUUAAGUUUUUAUGAGAAAUUUUUACUGAAGCAAUAAUGAAAAUAGUUAUUAGUAGUUUUAAGUCAGAUUUUUUAUUUAUAUGCCUAGGUUGAAUGUCAGACUUUGCAAGAUAGUAUUCGAUACAAUAUUACUGUAUGUCCUUCAAAAGAGAAAAUGAGACUAAAUAACAUAAUGUGUGUCAAUACUAAGUUGGACAGUUAAUAGUUUACCAGCUUUCCUGUAGCCAAAUGCCAUUAAGCGCUUUUCUACAAAUAGAGUAGAAAACUAAAUUAUAUGGGAUUGACGUAAAUUUUGACACUUGUUAGUGUCAUCCCCAUACAUUGAGUUUUCUACUUUCUCUAGACACUGUUUACUUAGGAAUUUCUGCUAUUGACACCUGCACUCUGGCAGUUUUGGCUGUGCGUUGCCUGUCAAUCACACAGUCACUAGUAAUGAAAGAAUUUCAUACAUACAGGGUGACUUUGAAUUCGACGUAUUCCUCUCGGGAGGUGAUAGUACAACUAAUUUCCUACAAAAAUUGCCCUGAGGUCCUUGGGCGGAAAGUGGCUAGUUUCUGAGAUAUUCAACAUUUUUGGUUUUGGUAAAAAAAUCCCGAAUUGAUUACAAAAACAUCAAUAAAUAAAAAAAUACUGGUUGGAUUUUAGUAAUUUUAGUUUUAAUCAGUUGCCAAUACAUCAGUUAUCAUUUAUAAAUAGUAAUAAUGGCAGAAAUAUUAUUCGUUUUAAAAUAGCAAGUAAUUUCUUAUCAAAUUUUGUUUUGUGUCACUAAUUUGGUCAAUGGAAAAGUGGAUGUAUUUCAAAAAAAUAUAUGACACUAAGCGUACAAACUAUUAGAAAAACUUCCUUGGUUUAUUAGCUACCCAGAAACGUAAAAUUAUUUUCCAAAUUCUCAAAAACAAAUGAAUUAAUUGAUGAUAAGUAGAGUGUAAAGAGAAAAGGGCAAUUUCAAAAACAUCUUUAUUUGCAAAAUUUUAUUCAAAGUGACUUCAUCUGUGACGAAUACAUGCCCGAACACGCUUCCUUAUCUCAAUGACGGUCACUCUUGGACUGAAUAUGCGUCUUAUUUCGUCAUUAUCUUCAAAUAUGUUUCGGCGAAGAAUUUCGAUACACGACCAAUUCCGUCUGUAUAAACAAGGGAUUUCAUGUAAAAAUCACCCGGCGUUAGGUUCUGGUCAUUGUGCAUGCUAUGUAGUUGAACCGCCCUACUAAUCUAAUGCCUGAGAAUCAAUGAAUCCGACCAUUGCCGUACAGUAGUUCGAUAAUGCACUUGACAAUCGUCGUGUGGAAUAAAUUCGUCAAUCAAAUUAAUAAAUUAAUUCAAUAAUUAGAAUAAGUUAAUUCAUCUUGUUUCUAAAUUCAAAUUUAAAACAAUGACCCUAGCUCAUUCCUUAAAGUUCUUCAUAAUUCUCACCAUUAAAAUUGUUGGAUGAAAAGUAGGGUCCAAUCAAAUAAUUAUUUAUGAUACCCAUGGAAACAUUUGAAUUAAAACCGUAUGCGCGAACGAUGUUAUGCUUUUUUUGGAUUUCGUUGACUUUUUUGUGGCUAAUAAUGAAUAUUGUGAUAGUUUAUCCAGCGCACUAUCGAACUCCAGUGGGGCAAUGGUUGGAUGAUUUGGUUCUCAGGCGUUAUAUUGGCACGGGGGUCCAAUUACAUGGUAAGCGCGGUGUCCAGAAUCUAAUGCUGGUUGAUUUUUACACGAAGUCCCUUGUUUAUGCAGAGGGAAUUGGCCGUGCAUUGAAAUUCUUCUCCGAAACAUAUUUGAACAUAAUGACGAAAUAAGACGCAUAUUCAGCCCAAGAGUGAACGUCAUAGAGAUAAGGAAGUGUGUUCAGGCAUGUAUUCGUCGUAGGAGAGAUCACUUUGAACAAAAUUUUGCAAAUUAAGAUGUUUUUGAAUUUGCCCUUUUCUCUUUAACUUAUCAUCAAUUAAUUCAUUUGUUUUUGAGAAUUUGGAAAAUAAUUUUACGUUUCUGGGUAGCUAAUAAACCAAGGAAGUUUUUCUAAUAGUUUGUACGCUUAGUGUCAUAUAUUUUUUUUGAAAUACAUCCAGUUUUCCAUUGACCAAAUUAGUGACACAAAACAAAAUUUGAUAAGAAAUUACUUGCUAUUUUAAAACGAAUGAUAUUUCUGCCAUUAUUACUAUUUAUAAAUGAUAACUGAUGUAUUGACAACUGAUUAAAACUAAAAUUACUAAAAUCCAACCAGUAUUUUUUUAUUUAUUGAUGUUUUUGUAAUCAAUUCGGGAUUUUUUUACCAAAACCAAAAAUGUUGAAUAUCUCAGAAACUAGCCACUUUCCGCCCAAGGACCUCAGGGCUAUUUUUGUAGGAAAUUAGUUGUACUAUCACCUCCCGAGAGGAAUACGUCGAAUUCAAAGUCACCCUGUAUAUUUUUUUCAUUCCUGUCUUUGACACUACCUAGGCAUAUAAAUUAAUCUAUCUAGAUAAUUAUUAGUGUUAGUUCCAGUGCAGUUUUGAUUUUAUUUGGUGCUAAGCCACUAAAUUACAUAAUAAAUUAAAGCAUUUUGUUCACAUUCCUAAAAUUAUACAUAGUACCUAAGUUUAUGAUUGCAAUGCAGAUGAAAAUACAAAAAAAAAUGUCUUAAUUAUAUUUUUUUCCUAAUUUUGUUUAGUAAUUGGUCUUACUUUGUGUUUGUUUGGCCAAGCUUAAGUUCAAGAAACGAUUUCUUUUAUAUUUUUAUUAUUAGUUUUAAAAUAAAUUGGUUUAAAAACCA